AGCAGACGGACAACAAUUCAAUACAAUGUUUCAACUUUUAGUCAAUUAUUUAGGGAUAGAUACGCGAGUGUUUUUCUUGAAAAACCUAUUACUGGUAAAGAAUACAGAUUACUUGUCGAACGUAUUAAAUCUGCAAUACCUUGUUUUAACGAAUUGCACGACGACGAAAUUCGAAUUGCAUAUAAAGAUGUUCAUUCAGGAUGUUUCAUAAAUAUUCAUGCAAAUGUUGAUGAACAAUUUCACCUAACAGAUACAUUCAACAACGUAUUCACAGUUGGAGCAUACGAUAGAAUUAAUUUGAAAGUUUGUAGAAGUGAUUCACCGUUACUUAUUACUGUUAUUAGAAAGAAAUCGUUAAUUCGCGACGAUCUCAAAGAACCUACGUUUUGUUCGAGUGUAAAUAACAAGGUGAGACCGAUUGCUGCUUUCACGGAAAAUGAUGAUACAAGUACGAGUACAUCUGCCCUUCCCAAACAACUUAAUUUUACAGCAGAUUUGUCCGAAGUUCAAGGGUGGAAAGAAAACAAUCGCAAUAACAAUCCUUGUUACGCCCCGUUUGCACGUCUUAUUUUACCUGUAAUUCUAUCGUAUGCUCCAACUGUAACAACGUUGUUGAAAGUAUCUGUUAGGUGA
Molecule: messenger RNA, 633 nt
Organism: Paramuricea clavata
Lineage: Eukaryota; Metazoa; Cnidaria; Anthozoa; Malacalcyonacea; Plexauridae
Source: the annotation of a GenBank genome assembly